AUGUCUUCUUCUCACACAGUUGGAAUCUUUCCCGCCUCUGGUGGCAUUGGGGGCGGUACUGUCAAGCAUGUUUUGGAACGUGUUCCUCCAGCAAGUCUUGUCCUUAUUGCCCGCCAGCCCGAUAAGCUUGAUUCUGCCAAAGCCCUCGGAGCCCAGGUCCGUCAAGCAGAUUACGACGAUGAUUCUGCACUGCAGAGCGUAUUCAAUGGCAUAAGUGUACUUUUUCUGAUCUCCUAUGCCUCUGUUGAGCAUGAAUACAGAUCUCAGAACCACAAGCGCCAUAAAGCUGCAAUAGAUGCUGCUAUUCAGAGUGGGGUCAAGUACAUCUUCUACGGAUCUCUAGGCUUCGCUGGGUCACCAGACAGCAAAGAAAGCGUGGCGCACGUCAUGCAAGCACAUCUCGAUACUGAGAAGUAUUUGGAGGAAUGUCGACAAAACCACGCUGAUUUUGCCUAUACCAUCGUGCGCGAGGGCCUGUAUUCCGAAUCAUACCCCCUGUACACUUCCUUCUUUGACCCUGCGCAGCCUCGAAAGGAGGUCAAGAUUCCCCACGAUGGAUCGGGGCCUGGUAUUGCGUGGGUUAAGAGGGAGGAACUCGGAGAAGGCACAGCCGAGCUCAUCUCGCGAUUUGUCAAGGACCCAGCAGAGUUCCAGUGGCAAAACAAGACUGUUCUUCUGUCCGGACAGAAUACGUUGACCUUGGCAGAAACGGUCAAGAUCCUUGGGGAGAUCGCAAAGGUGAAUGUUCAAAUCAAGCAGGUUUCUGACGAAGAAUUCGCGACGCAGCCCGAUGUUUCUCCUAACUUUACCUAUCACGGCGUUGAUCUUUCUAAGCCUUGGGCAACGGCUUUUGAGGCUUUCAGGCGAGGCGAAGGAGCGUAUGUCUCUCCACUGCUGAAGGAACUAUUGGGAAGGGAACCUGAAGACUUCAAGACUACGAUCCAGAGUUUUAUCUAA
Fusarium sp. VM40 is the source of this 957-nucleotide messenger RNA. Lineage: Eukaryota; Fungi; Ascomycota; Sordariomycetes; Hypocreales; Nectriaceae. The record is from the annotation of a GenBank genome assembly.